Annulohypoxylon truncatum is the source of this 489-nucleotide messenger RNA. Its product is annotated as ribosomal protein S28e-domain-containing protein. Lineage: Eukaryota; Fungi; Ascomycota; Sordariomycetes; Xylariales; Hypoxylaceae. The transcript is spliced from 4 exons. Gene Ontology annotation, molecular function: structural constituent of ribosome. The record is from RefSeq and is a predicted model, not a curated record. The coding region runs from base 1 to 489 and encodes 162 amino acids. Gene Ontology annotation, biological process: Mo-molybdopterin cofactor biosynthetic process; maturation of SSU-rRNA; translation. Gene Ontology annotation, cellular component: ribosome; cytosol; cytosolic small ribosomal subunit.
AUGGAAUCUUCUAAGCAACCCGUCAAGCUUGUCAAGGUCACCCGCGUCUUGGGCCGAACUGGUUCUCGUGGUGGUGUUACCCAAGUCCGCGUCGAAUUCAUGGACGACCAGACCCGAAGCAUUAUCCGAAACGUCAAGGGACCAGUUCGUGAGGACGACAUUCUCUGCCUACUCGAGUCCGAACACCCAACCAUGAGUGCCAUCCCGAAGCCAAAGGACGGCUGGUUUAACCUUCUGUACUUCGCAAGUGCAAAGUCUUUCACCUCGAAAGAGUUCGAUACGUUUCCCGCUCCGCUCACUCUUCCGGCGCUCUUCCUUAGAUUAGAAGAAAUGUACAAUGGUAUUACAGAGAAGAUCCUUAAUUCGUCCAUGGUGACGAUCAAUCUUGAAUAUGUGGAUGUUCCUCGGCCCGAUGAUGGGCCUGCUCAAAUCGUAACGAUCAAUGAGGGUGACGAGGUCGCUAUCAUUCCACCGGUAAGCUCGGGCUGA